Messenger RNA from Vanrija pseudolonga, 6525 nucleotides. RefSeq names its product putative pre-mRNA-splicing factor ATP-dependent RNA helicase prp43 (gene prp43). The coding region runs from base 49 to 6405 and encodes 2118 amino acids. Gene Ontology annotation, molecular function: RNA binding; ATP binding; RNA helicase activity. The record is from RefSeq and is a predicted model, not a curated record. Gene Ontology annotation, cellular component: spliceosomal complex; intracellular anatomical structure. Lineage: Eukaryota; Fungi; Basidiomycota; Tremellomycetes; Trichosporonales; Trichosporonaceae. The transcript has 9 exons.
UCCCCCAACCACUGUACACUGUACACUGUACAUCACACCACAGCACCAAUGGUGUUCAACCCGCUCUCACCGUCGUCGGCUUCGGGGACGUCGCCCCCAGCGUCGGGAGGCUACGGCCUGCUCGACGACGUGCCACCAUCGUAUGACAGCAUCUCGACGCCGUCGGCCUCGGCGCCGUCUGUUGCUGGUGGCAGCUCGAGUGGUGCUGCCGCUGGGCCGUCGCGCGCCUGGCCUGAGAACAUGGACGCACUGUUUACUGGCCCGCCCAACGGCGAGCCACUGAUCACGCGCACGCGUGCCGGCGAGCUGCCGACCAUCGAGACGCACUUUGUCGGCAAGGCCACCAAGAACGGCCGCCUCGAGAGCUGGGACAAGCAGCUCAACGACCCCGUCGUCCUGUACGACUUUAUCCGCGCCCAGGCGCUCAAGCACCCCAAGGUUGUGAUCCGCUGCAAGGGAACUCACCAGGAAACCGCAUCGCACUCGGGCAUGGUCAUCUCCAACGGCUCGCCGCAGCACGUGCAUGCUGGGACCAAGUACACGGUCGUCGACUUUGACUUCACCAUCGACCUGACCCCCAUCCUCGAGCACACGGAGAACUACGCCAACGUGCACCUGCAGGCCAAGCGCGCCCAUGUGCCCGCCUACCGCGGCGGCUUCCAGCGCACGUACGGCACGGCCGUCGCGCCCAACGCCUUCCUCGGCACUGUCAGCCGUGGAAAGGUUGCGUCGUGGAGCGAAAACAGCCGCUGGGACGCCUGGGCCCAGUUCAUGAAGAUGCGCGGACGUGCCCCGUGGUCGGACAUGGAGGCGGACGAGGAGUUCCGCACGACCUACAAUCGCGUCCCGUCGGCGUCCAUCGCGCUCGGCACUGACGAGGAGGCCCUCCUCGGUGGCCAGAUGCACACUGAUGACGAAACCCCGCUCCGCCAAUGGUGCGAGGCGUACUGCGCCGACCCCGGCAUCCUCAAGAGCUUCACCCUCUCCAAGGCUAUCUGGGGCUGGGACCUCGCCAACCUCAAGAUGGCCAUUGAGAGAGCCAUCCUUUCGACAGGAUACGAUGGCAUGCUCGACGGCUACAACGUCCACAUCGACUACCAGUUUGACGAGGACUACCAGGUCGUCGUGCGCCCCGACAACUGGCUCGUCCGCAUCGUCAACCACCCGUUCUGGUUCAUCAUGCUCUGCGUGACGUGCAUCUACCCCUUCAUCUGGAUCUGGCAGCGCCUGUCGCGAUACGGCGGCGGAUCGUACGAGGUCGCCGUCGCGAGCUACGGCAUGAAGUUCUACCCUCCUCUCCCAUCGACCUUCCCCGGCGAGACGAUCGACCAUGCCCGCGACCGCCUCCCGGCCAUGUUCAAGCUCCAUCCCGAGGUGCCGAGAUACCCCUUCCUCCACCGUGGACCCAGGGGCAUCCACUACCUCCUCGGCCGGCGCGAGGGCGAGUGGUUCCGCGAGUGGGAGGAGCGCAUCCGCAUGGCCGUGCGCAUGAAGUACUCUGGCGAGCUCGUCAACACGCGCGUCGCCGAGGAUGAGGAGCCCCCCGAGCUCGACGACAACGCCGAAGCUGGACCCUCGCGGCCACGGCGAAAGCGCCAGCGCAUCGAGAAAGGGCCGCGCGGUUUCGACUGGUACUAUGCCGAUAUCUCGUCUCACAUUGCGACCUCGCGGCUCAACGCCACCGGCCAGUAUCGCCCGCUCAACGUAUCGAUCUACCCGCCCGGCCUGACGACGUGGACGGCGAACGAGAAGGGCGCAUUCUUCGCGUCCCUCGCUCGGCACUCGCGCCUGCGCCCCGACCUCAUCGCAGAGGAGGUGGGAAAAACGCAGGCGGAGGUUCAGAUAUACCUCGACUGCCUGGCGUACGCUGUGAGAACUCUCGGCCGGCGUCGCGACACCAACGAUGACUUGGCCAAGUGGCGGGAUCGCGUGUUCGACUCUGGCGCACUCGAGGUCGAUGACAAGUGGACCGCGCUCGAGGAUGAGCUGGGAGAGGCGGUGGAACAGGCAGUUGCGAGGGCGACCGCGCCAGCGGGGUACCGGCGCGAACUGGCGCGAUGGGGAGAACAGAUCGGCCCGGAGCAACUCUACGACAUCGAUGCGGCGCUCAAAGACGACGAGUUGGCGGUGCUUGCUGAGGCACGGGAAACCGAAAACGAGGAACAAGAACCCGACCCGUUCGAACAGGAUAACAUCGAGAUCGAACAGCUGCAGGCAAUACCGAAACGCGAGCGCAACCCUGAGGAGAAGAAGCGACUGCGGACUCUCCUCACUCGGCGAUCCGCCCGACAAGCGUACCGGCGCAAGCGACUGAUCGAGCAGGGGUGGACAGCAGAGAAGAUUGAGCAGGCCGGCGGACCGGACGGCGCAUUCAUCCUCACGACCGACAAGGACAAGGCGCUCAAACAUGCCAUUGGUAUGCGGAGCGUCUUGGAGGCAAAGAAGGAGGAAGAGGCGGCCGCCGAGCCAGUCGAUCCACACGUUGCGAGGAUGAAGGACCUCGGCGUGCGCGCACAUGUCACGAAACUCGGAUGGGACGUGUUUGACUUCUCGCGCGUCGCUGAGCUCAUGGAGCUCGUCCGGGAACGGACAGGCGCGGCGGCGGACACCGUCUCUUUCGAGUUGAUCGCCCAACUCUACGCCGAGUUGCUCGUGUAUCUCAAGCCCCUGGUCUACGAGACGAUUUUGCUCGCCGAGCAACAGGCGCUCCUGACGGGAUCGGAAGAGGUCGACCUGGAGCACGUCAACGAAGCUCGUGCCCUGCGGGGCGAGCCUCGCCCGUACACUAUUCUCUCUGAUAUCGUCAACGGCUGGGUCGCUGCGCAACGGCGGGAGAAUGGCGACUCCAACCCAGCCCCAGGGUCUCCAGCACCGAGCGGCGUUCCUCAUGAGCGGUCACGAGCGACCACACCGGUGGCUUCACCUCGGCCCCGCUCGACAGUAGCUACGCCGACCACCCCAUCGGCUCGUAGCGACCCCGCCUCACCUCAGGAGCGGCACGAUGACCUCCCGCCCUGGUCGUCCUUUUGGGGCCUCGAGCCACGGGUCGACGACGAUGCCCCGGAGGCAGCUCCCGUGUCGACAGAGACCGACGAAGAGGACGAGGAGCUGGACGCCGCGCUCGAGGAGGCGGACAAGAAGCUCGACAAUGUCCUUAUGAAGGAGCUUUGGGCCGCGGUGGACGAGGAUAACCCGGAUAAAGUUAUCGACACGACACCAUGGCUCGAGGAUGCGCCUGAGGGCGAUAUCGACGAAGACGACGAUGAUGAUGCCAAUCAUGCCAACGGAACGAAGGACCGCCGGAAGCGCCAGCGCCGUCGUAAUGUUGAGGAGUUUGAGGACCUCGACGGGCUCGACGAGCUUACUGAUCUUCUCCACGCACAAGAGGCCUAUAGGUCCAUAGCUGUCUAUACCGAGACUGCACGCCGGCAGCGCAGGUAUCGCCGUCUCAUGUCGGACAGCAUGUUUAUGGGGCGCAAGCGGAAAGAGGCCCGGCAGCAUUACAAGAGCGACGUUAUUGUUCAAGACGGGGAUUCUAUCUUGCUACUCAACAGCGACGACGAGGUCACCAGCAACAACGAGGACACCGACGACGACGACAGCGAGAUUGACUUUGAACAACUCGACCCCAGUGAUGACGAGCGCGAUAGUCCACCCCCAGCAGACCACUUCAGCGAGGACGCGCCCAACAGUCACGACGACGUGGAGGAUGGCGAAAGCGAACAGGACUAUGCGCCUACACCGAGGGAGCCUAAACAUGCGCCGACGCCACGCGAGGAGAAGUACACAUCCGAUGGGAGCGACAGCGACGGCAGCGACGACGCCGCCGCCGAUACCUACGCCGCUGCAGCCCCAACGCCCCGGGAAGUCAAGCCUGCUCUUACACCACGGGAGGAAAAAUACAGCGAGUCGGACAGUGAUGAGGGCACGCCGCCUCCAGUCGAGACGCACCCCGAGUCAGUGCACAGCCCAAGCGACCACGACAUGGAGUCUAUCCACUCGGCGUCCGACGCAGAGAGCAUUGAGGAGCCUGGUACUUUUGCCGACGACAAUCGCGCUGCGGAAGACGACGAGGUCGAGAGCGCCAGCGAACGUUCCAAGCCCUCGACUCCGGGCGCCUCGACGCCCAAGGAGAACCCGUACCUCGCGCACCUGAGCGGCGACAAGCGCGCGCAGAGCCCCGCGGGCGACUUGUCGAACGGCUAUGGCUCGACGUCGAACGGCAAGGUCGACAACCCGCUCGCGGGCCUCGUGCCGCGCAAGGUGACGACGGCGCAGGCCAAGAAGAUCAUGGACGGCGACUACAACCCGUUCAAGGGCCUCGCUCCCUUCUCCCCUUCGUACAAGAAGAUCCUGGAGGGCCGCAAGAAGCUCCCCGUCUACGACAAGAUGGACGAGUUCCUCUCCGUCUUCACCGAGAACCAGAUCACGGUCAUGGAGGGCCAGACCGGAUCCGGAAAGACGACGCAGAUCCCCCAGUUUGUGUGCUACUCGGACCUGCCCCACCUCCGCGGCAAGAUGGUCGCGUGUACCCAGCCGCGUCGUGUUGCUGCCAUGUCGGUCGCGAAGCGUGUCGCCGACGAGAUGGACGUGCAGCUUGGAAAGCAGGUCGGUUACUCCAUCCGUUUCGAGGACAUGACCGAGCAAGGCACCACCUUCCUCAAGUACAUGACCGACGGUAUGCUCCUCCGCGAGGCCAUGAACGACCCGAUGCUCGAGCGUUACUCGACUAUUAUUCUUGACGAGGCGCACGAACGUACCCUUGCCACCGACAUUCUCAUGGGUCUGCUUAAGGACAUUGCCAAGCGCCGCGCCGACCUCAAGAUCAUCGUCAUGUCCGCCACCCUCGACAUUGACAAGUUUGCCCGCUACUUUGGCGACAACACGCCCUCGGGCCUCGCACCCGUUGUGCGCGUGUCUGGUCGCACCUUCCCCGUCGAGACCUUCUUCACCCAGGAGCCCGAGCAGGACUAUGUCGAAGCCGCCAUCAGGACGGUGCUCUUCAUCCACCAGGCGGAGGACGAGGGCGACGUGCUGCUCUUCUUGACAGGUGAAGAAGAAAUUGAAGACGCGUGCAAGAAGAUUCGCGCAGAGGGAGAGGAGCUGGCAAACAAGGGAAUGGCUGGCCCAUUGCUUGUCGUGCCGCUCUACUCGUCCCUCCCCCCGCACCAGCAGCAGCGCAUCUUCGACCCCGCACCUCCCCCCAGCCGCUCGGGAUUGGCAGGCCGCAAGAUUGUCGUGUCGACCAACAUUGCCGAAACGUCGCUCACUAUCGACGGUAUCGUGUACGUUGUCGACCCUGGAUUCUGCAAGCAGAAGGUCUACAACCCCCGUAUCCGUGUCGAGUCACUGCUUGUCUCGCCCAUCUCCAAGGCCUCGGCCAUGCAGCGUGCCGGUCGUGCAGGCCGUACCCGCCCCGGCAAGUGCUUCCGCCUCUACACCGAGAAGGACUUUGUCAAGGAGCUUGAGGAGCAGACGCACCCCGAAAUCCUGAGAUCCAACCUCGCCAACACUGUGCUCGAGCUCCUCAAGCUCGGCAUCAAGGACCUCGUCCACUUCGACUACAUGGACGCUCCUGCCCCCGAGACCAUCAUGCGUGCCCUCGAGCUGCUGCACUACCUCAAGGCGCUCGACGACGAGGGUAACCUCACCGAGCUGGGCCGCCUCAUGGCCGAGGUGCCCCUCGACCCCCAGCUCGCCAAGAUGCUCAUCGUCUCGCCCGAGUUCAACUGCAGCAACGAGAUCCUCUCGCUCACUGCCAUGCUCUCGGUCCCCAACGUCUUCAUGCGCCCCUCCAACCAGCGCAAGGAGGCCGACAUGGCCAAGGCGCAGUUCACGCACCCCGACGGCGACCACCUGACCAUGCUCAACGUCUACCACGCGUACAAGCAGAACGAGCACGACGCCAAGAACUGGUGCUGGCAGAACUACCUCAACCAGAGGUCACUGAUCCAGGCCGACAAUGUGCGCACCCAGCUCAAGCGCAGCAUGGAGAAGUUUGACCUCGACCUCGUGUCCACGGCGUUCGAGGACAAGAACUACUGGAACAAUAUCCGCCAGGCGCUCGCCUCGGGCUUCUUCAUGCAGGUCGCGCGCAAGGCCGACAAGAACUCGUACCAGACCAUCAAGGACAACCAGGUCGUCCGUCUCCACCUCUCGUGCGGCCUCGACCACACGCCCGACUGGGUCAUCUACAACGAGUUUGUCCUCACCACGGCAAACUUUAUCCGCACUGUCACCGAGGUCCGGCCAGAGUGGUUGAUCGAGAACGCCCCAGAGUACUUUGACCCCAAAACCUUCAGCGACGCCGAGACCCGCCGCGCCCUCGAGCGCGUCAUCAACAAGGCUCUCGACAAGAAGCUCUCAAAGGAGGACAAGAAGAAGAAGCGCAAGGAGCGCCACUAGAGAAUGAGAGACAAAGAGAGAGGGAGGAGAGUUUGGCACCUGUAAUACGAACCCUGUCCGUAACCAGCAUUUCGUUUUCCAUAUUAUGCAUCUCGCCCAAGGUUGGGCAUAGACAAGUAA